This is a messenger RNA of Orussus abietinus, 1876 nucleotides long. RefSeq names its product probable tubulin polyglutamylase TTLL2. Gene Ontology annotation, biological process: microtubule cytoskeleton organization; protein polyglutamylation. NCBI's taxonomy places the organism in Eukaryota, Metazoa, Arthropoda, Insecta, Hymenoptera, Orussidae. Gene Ontology annotation, molecular function: tubulin-glutamic acid ligase activity; tubulin binding. Bases 167 to 1750 code for a protein of 527 amino acids. The transcript is spliced from 9 exons. The record is from RefSeq and is a predicted model, not a curated record. Gene Ontology annotation, cellular component: cilium.
UUCAGUAUGCCUCGGUACACCGAUCGGGGAGUAAAGAGGGUCUGCAACCCCACCGAGGGUAAACAGAGCGAUUAGAGUAAGGUGGUAAGGUACAGGUCUGGGGGUCUUUUUCGUUCACCGAGACGGGUCAUGACAGUCCACUCCACCUGGCUCCUUGAGGACGGUAAUGCAUUCUCCACCGGUGGACAAGAUUUCUUUUUACUCCCGCCGUGCACCUGAGGUUUGCACGGAACGAGGAUGGCGUGAAUAUACAGGAGAGACGGCAUUCAGGGAUCGCUGGAACCUUUGGUGGAGAACGGGAUGUUUUCCUUUGUCGCACUACAGGACGUUGCUUCCUUGGCAGUUUAUCAAUCAUAUCCCCAAGGGUAGCUCGAUAUGCAGAAAGGACAAUCUUCUGCGUCACAUGAAGUGCAUGAGAAAAGUGUACGGUUCGGUCUACGACUUCAGCCCUUCAGGCUACAAUUUGCCAUCGGAAUACACAAAACUGGCAGCCGAUUGCAGUCGCCGAGACAACGACGACAGGGUUUGGAUUUACAAACCCGUGGGGCAGAGCCAAGGAAGAGGAAUCUUCUUAUUUCGGAAAUUGUGUGACUUGACCUACGACAACGUGGCCGUGGUUCAAAGGUACAUCGAGAAGCCCCUUCUGAUCGGAGGGUACAAAUUUGACCUCCGAUUGUACGUCUGCGUGCCAUCGUACAGACCCUUGACCGUAUAUUUAUAUCGAGAAGGAUUAGCUCGAUUUGCCACGGACAAGUUUUCCCUGGACAUCUUGGACAACCCCUACAGCCACUUGACGAAUUGUUCCCUGAACAAAUUAGGCCCUGGCUACUCGCAGAAAAAGGAAAGGGUCGGUUCCGGAUGCAAAUGGACUCUUCGCCAGCUCAGAAGGUACCUGGAACAAGUCGGACACGAGGACUGGUUUCUGUGGCAACGAAUAGCUUGUAUAGUCAGCCUGACGAUUCUCAGCCAGGCGGCUGGUAUACCCAAAUCCGCUAACUGCUUUGAACUAUUCGGCUUUGACAUAUUGAUCGACGAGAACUUGAAGCCUUGGUUGCUGGAGGUGAACGUCAGUCCCGCCUUAGGGAACGACUGCGAGGUGGAUUCGGAGGUGAAGAAGCCUCUUCUUCACGACCUCUUCGACCUCCUAGGACUCCCCGUCUGCAACACCGGACUGUCCCUCUUCACGAUGUGGUCUUCCUCGGCAACCUCGACCGACACCGACGGCGACAGCGACAUAUCCUCCAAGGGUCGUCCCGCGAGGUACUCGAAGAAAAGGUGCAAGAUCCUCCGAGCUCCGAUGACGCUCGUCAGUCUCUAUCCUGACCCCCAAAACACGUUGCGCCAAAGCACUCCGGAUCGUUGCAACGAGUCUUGGUCUCGGUACAAUCCCCUCUUUGUGGAGAGGAACGGCCUGUUGCGACCUCGCUCGAAGAGUAAUAAUUCGAAAAAUCCUUGCACCGUUUGGGACAACGGGAAAGACUGGAGGGAUCCAAGUACGAGGGAAGGAGGCUGGAUAAGAGUUUAUCCAUUGACGCGUCAGGCGACAUCGGAGUCGAAGACGAUAACGCGUAACUCGUUCUCGGAAGGCCCAAGGAUACCUGAAAAAUCGACCAUUCUUUUCAUAUUGAAAUACCUGAGGACUGCUAGAGAGAUUCAGCGAAAAUUUGGAAAAUUAGGGGACGAGCACUGCAACGAGCACCUGUGCAGAAGUCUCGACUUAAGUACAGAAGUUUGGCUUCCGGAGAAAUGAGACCUGAAUACGAAGGUGAUAUAGGUAGAUCAAAUUAAAUUGCACCUAUCACCUUGUAAAUUAGAUUAGCUUGUAAGAACAGUUGUUACAACCUACAGACUUCAAUUGGAAAUAAUUGUUGAAAAA